Messenger RNA from Coffea arabica (coffee), 1768 nucleotides. RefSeq names its product protein TWIN LOV 1-like. The record is from RefSeq and is a predicted model, not a curated record. Gene Ontology annotation, cellular component: nucleus. NCBI's taxonomy places the organism in Eukaryota, Viridiplantae, Streptophyta, Magnoliopsida, Gentianales, Rubiaceae.
UUCUCCGCUGCUUGAUAUUUUUCUCUGGUAUGGUAUUACUUUGAUGGGUUGAAGUUGAAAUUUUGAAUUUAGGCAGAAACAGCUGCAAGUGAAACUACCACAUGGGAUUUUGCUUGUUAUUUGAUUGUAAAGGUACAGUGUUUGAGGGGAAAUUUGUUGUAGUUCGAUUGAUAUGGAACCACAACUGGGAUUGAUUGAACAAUCUUUUCAUGUUAGAUACUCAGAUGGGGUUAGAGAAGCACUUGAUGAAUUGGGUGAUAGUUUCCUUAUAACUGAUCCUUCCAUUUCUGGGCACCCAAUUGUGUUUGCUUCAAGUGCUUUUCUGAAAAUAUUUGGUUAUUCUAAAGACCAGGUGAUUGGGAAGAAUGGAAGAAUGUUUCAGGGGCCUAAAACUAAUCGAAGAUCUGUUCUGGAAAUUCGUGAGGCAAUUAGGCAAGAGAAGGCUAUACAGAUUAGUUUGUUGAAUUAUAGGAAAGAUGGGACUCCAUUUUGGAUGUUGUUUCAUAUGUGUCCUGUUUUUGCUAAGGAGGAUGGAAGGGUGGUUCACUUUCUGGGAGUUCAAGUGCCUAUCUUGAGAAAGUCCAGAGUUGUGAGGAAUCCCUCAAAGUUGUGUGAAGAUGGAACUGGAUUUCUUGGGUGCUGUCGGAGAGAGGUGACUUCUGAUUCCGUCAUGGAAGUGGGACGUGGAUUGGCUCUGGAUUACUUAUUGAACUCAGAUGAUAGAGAAUUAGAGAUCGAUCAGCCUUGUGAGGCAAGUGAGCUGGAGAAGAGGAAAGCUGCUACUGCUAUUAGCAACAUUCUCUCAGUCCUAGCUCACUAUAGUGAGAGUGAGGUCACUGGUCGAUUGGUGUGUGGAAAAGCAUGCUGCCUAUCUGGAAUGGGUCUUGGUGCCUCCAUUAAUAUAUCAUUUGGUAGAAUCAAACAAAGCUUUGUAUUAACUGAUCCACACUUACAUGACAUGCCAAUUGUGUAUGCCAGUGAUGCCUUUCUGAAAUUGACAGGUUAUGCACGGCAUGAAGUAUUGGGGCGUAACUGUAGAUUUUUAAGUGGGCUGGACACAGUUUCUGCCACUCAAUUUGAGAUAGCAGAAUGCAUUCGAAAUGAGAGACCAUGCACUGUACAUAUCCUUAAUUACAGAAAAGACAAGACUUCAUUUUGGAAUUUUCUUCACAUUUCACCUGUCCGUAAUGCUACAGGAAAGGUAGCAUACUUUGUGGGGGUCCAGAUAAGUAGUAGUUGCAACAGUCAGGGUAAACAAGGGUUGAGUCCUGCGAUGGAGCAUCUUAGCGUUGUGGGCGCUGUCAAAGUGGCGGUUAGAAGCUUGUCAAUAGGUGCCAGCACCUCCUAGCAGCCCCUAGUUUUUUCUGAUUUCAUUUUUUGUUAUCGUGGAUGUUGCUGCCUGAAAAGUCAUCGAUCAAAGCGGUUUCAGGAGAUGUAGAUGUUGGGACACAUGAGAGGUAGAUUGUUGUAUAGUUUGGACUUCAUUGAACUUUGCAUUGUUUCUUAGGCGACUAAUGAUCUGGAACAGUGCCUUCAAAUUUAGUAGCGCGACUCCAGAUGAUAUUGCUUAGAGGUGCUUUGCUUCCCGUGUAAAGUUGUCUUGAUGUACAACUCUUGUACUGAGAUCUGAACUGGUCAUGUAAGAAUUUGACAGCGGUGAGUUUUCAAGAUAUGUGUCACAUUUUUAUCUGAUUGUACUACAUCCCACUGUGAUUCCAGCUAAAUGGAUUGGAAAUUUGGAACGGCAACUGUCUAUAGUCAAGACUCA